AUGGGUGCGUCUGCUUCUACUUCUGCUUCUUCUUCCCAAGUGAAAUAUGAAAUUUUCAUCAGAUUUAGAGGUUCAGACAUCAGAUUUGGUUUUCUCAACAAUUUGACAACGGCGUUGCGUGGAAAGCAGAUGGAUGUCUAUGUGGAUGACAGGCUUGAGAGAGGGGAUGAAAUAUCCUUGGCACUUGAGGGAGCCAUAGAAGGAUCAAAGAUUGCGUUGGCAGGGAAUCAACAGAUUGUGAUUCCAAUUUUUUACGAUGUAGAUCCAACAGAUGUCAGGCAUCAAAAAGGCACUUAUGCAAAAUCAUUUAAUGAUCAUGGACAGAGGUUCAAGGAUAACAUGGACAAGUUGAAAAUGUGGAGAUCUGUCUUGAAGAAAACCACAGCCUUAUCUGGUCAUCAUUCAUCAAAAUUUCAAAAUGAAUUACAGCUCAUUGAUGCAAUAGUCCAAGGUGUCCUAAUAAAAUUGGAAGAUAACAACGCAGAUGUGCCAAAAUCCCAGAUUGUUGGAUUCGAUCAAAAUCUCACCAGUGUUGAAUCAUUAAUGAAAACUACAUCACAAGAAGUUCAAGUUCUUGGUAUUUGGAGUGUUGGUGGGAUAGGCAAAACAACCCUGGCUCGAGCUACAUUUGACAAAUUCUCUUCUCAAUUUGAAAGCUGUUGCUUCAUAGAAAAUGUGAGAGAGGAAUCAACAAGGAUCAAUGGUUUGAAUUAUUUACGUCAAAAGCUUCUUGCUAAGCUAUUAGACCAAGAUGAAGACCUCCCCAUAAAUAUGAACGAUGCAAGGAGAAGGCUGUCGCGGAAAAAAGUCUUGAUUGUGCUUGAUGAUGUGUCCAAUUCAAAGCAAUUAAAAGAUCUAGCUGGACAACAACCUUACUUGGGACCUGGCAGUAGAGUAAUUAUAACAAGUAGAGAUAAUCAUGUUUUUAGGAGUGUAGAGAUUCAUGAUGAAUUUUGA
This is a messenger RNA of Prosopis cineraria, 957 nucleotides long. Its product is annotated as TMV resistance protein N-like. Gene Ontology annotation, biological process: defense response; signal transduction. Gene Ontology annotation, molecular function: ADP binding. The transcript is spliced from 3 exons. The record is from RefSeq and is a predicted model, not a curated record. Bases 1 to 957 code for a protein of 318 amino acids. Lineage: Eukaryota; Viridiplantae; Streptophyta; Magnoliopsida; Fabales; Fabaceae.